This is a messenger RNA of Coniophora puteana RWD-64-598 SS2, 246 nucleotides long. RefSeq lists its product as uncharacterized. The transcript has 3 exons. Lineage: Eukaryota; Fungi; Basidiomycota; Agaricomycetes; Boletales; Coniophoraceae. Bases 1 to 246 code for a protein of 81 amino acids. The record is from RefSeq and is a predicted model, not a curated record.
AUGGGCAGAGGCAAGGGAGGCAGUUCUAGCAACUCUUAUACCUACACAGGCUCGGGAACCAACACCCAGGGCAACCACUACUGCUCUCGCGACUACGGCACCUCUGGCACCGGAUACCACUAUUCCAACUCUAACGGAAGUUACUACUACAGCAACCCUAACGGCUCGACGUACUACAACAGCGGUAGUGGAUACUCGCAGUACACCUCCUCCAACGGGUACACCAACAGGUCGUACGGAAAGUGA